This is a messenger RNA of Trichoderma aggressivum f. europaeum, 843 nucleotides long. RefSeq lists its product as uncharacterized. Bases 1 to 843 code for a protein of 280 amino acids. Lineage: Eukaryota; Fungi; Ascomycota; Sordariomycetes; Hypocreales; Hypocreaceae. The transcript has 2 exons. The record is from RefSeq and is a predicted model, not a curated record.
AUGGCGAGAAAAUCGGCCGUCAAUAUUGUCCUUGGGGCUAUGACCAUCGGCAAUGGCAAAGAACAGUCUCGAGUUACCGAUCUGGACAAGGCAAAAGAACUCUUGCAUAUCUUCCAAUCUCACAGCCACAAUGAGAUUGACACCGCGCGUUAUUAUGGCUCUGGAACAUCCGAAGAGUAUCUCGGCAAACUUCAAUGGCAGGGUCGAGGCCUUAUUAUAGACACAAAGAUCUACCCGACGGUAGUGUUGCCAACAGACGAGGACAAAUGGACUCACAGGCCGGAACACUUACGAGAAUGUCUCAGACAAUCUUUAAAAGCCCUACAAGCCGACAAAAUAGCCAUGUGGUAUCUGCAUGGCCCUGAUCGGUCAACACCCUAUGUGGAUACACUGAGAGCAGUCAACGAGCUUCAUAAAGAGGGACUAUUCGAUCGUUUUGGCAUUUCCAAUUAUAUGUCAUGGGAAGUGGCUCAAAUCUGCGAGAUCUGCGACGCCAACAACUGGAUCAGACCGGCGGCUUAUCAAGGCGUUUACAACGUGUUGCAAAGAACAGUUGAGGCUGAGCUCUUUCCUUGCCUGAGGAAUUAUAGCAUGGCAUUCUAUGCGUAUAAUCCACUUGCUGGGGGCUUUCUGACCGGCAAUAUAGGGAAGAACACCUCUGUAGAGAAAGGGUCUCGAUUUGACCCGGAACUAGCACAGGGGAAGGGCUAUCGAGCGCGAUAUUGGAACGAUGCGUACUUUGACGCAGUGGAGAUGAUAAAGCUGGCUGCUGAUAAGCAUGGCUUGAGAGUCGCUCAGGUUGCUCUACGAUGGAUGACGGCGAAUAUCCAGAUUCUGUGUUGA